Messenger RNA from Penicillium waksmanii, 1827 nucleotides. Its product is annotated as ATP-binding cassette family ATPase ARB1. Bases 1 to 1827 code for a protein of 608 amino acids. Gene Ontology annotation, molecular function: ATP binding; ATP hydrolysis activity. The record is from RefSeq and is a predicted model, not a curated record. NCBI's taxonomy places the organism in Eukaryota, Fungi, Ascomycota, Eurotiomycetes, Eurotiales, Aspergillaceae. The transcript has 2 exons.
AUGGUUUCCGCCUCCAAGGCCGCCCGUAUGGCCAAGCGUGCCGACGACAAGAAGGCCAAGAAGGGCUCCAAUGAGGAGGCCACCGAAGAGGCCGGCGCAGAGCAGCCCGCAACCAACGAUGAGAAGAUGAAGGAAGUCGAGAAGCUCACAUCCCAGAUGGAUAAGCACGGUCUGUCUGAUCGUGUCACCACCGGUGUGCUCUCCUCCAUUCCUUCCUCCCGCGAUGUUAAGAUCACCUCUGCCUCUCUGGUGUUCCACGGCAAGGUCCUCAUCACCGACUCCACCCUCGAGCUCAACUUCGGCCGUCGUUACGGUCUGCUCGGUGAGAACGGUUGCGGAAAGUCCACCCUUCUCAAGUCCAUCGCUACCCGCGAGUACCCCAUCCCCGAGCACAUCGAUAUCUACCUUCUGAACGAGGGUGCUCCUCCCAGUGAAUACGGUGCCCUGGAGUGGGUUGUUCGUGAGGCUCAAAACCAGCUGGACAGCAUGGAGAAGCGUGCCGAGGAGAUUCUCGAGCACGAUGGCCCCGAGAGCCCUAUCCUCGAGGAUCUGUACGACCGUAUGGACAAGAUGGACCCCUCCACCUUCCACACCCGUGCUUCCCUGAUCCUGACUGGUCUGGGUUUCAACAAGGUCACCAUUAACAAGAAGACCAAGGAUAUGUCCGGUGGAUGGCGUAUGCGUGUUGCCCUCGCCAAGGCUCUGUUCGUCAAGCCUUCGCUGCUUCUGCUCGAUGACCCCACUGCCCAUUUGGAUCUCGAGGCCUGUGUGUGGCUGGAGGAGUACAUGAAGAAGUGGGAGCGUACCCUGAUUCUGGUUUCCCACUCCAUGGAUUUCCUGAACGGUGUCUGCACCACCAUGCUGGACAUGCGCGGCCAGAAGCUCCUUUACUAUGGUGGUAACUACGACUCUUACCACAAGACCCGUAGUGAGCAGGAGACCAACCAAAUGAAGGCCUACGCCAAGCAACAGGAGGAAAUCACCCACAUCAAGAAGUUCAUUGCCUCCGCUGGUACCUACGCCAACUUGGUCCGUCAGGCCAAGUCCCGCCAAAAGAUUCUCGACAAGAUGGAGGCCGACGGUUUCAUCCAGCCCGUCGUCUCCGACCGUGUCUUCACUUUCCGCUUCGCUGAUGUCGAGAAGCUGCCUCCUCCUGUCCUGUCCUUCGACGACGUCAGCUUCUCCUACUCUGGUGAGUGGGCCGACACUCUGUACGAGCACCUCGACUUGGGUGUCGACAUGGACUCCCGUACCGCCUUGGUCGGCCCCAACGGUGUCGGAAAGUCCACCUUGCUCCGUCUCAUGACUGGCAAGCUGAGCCCCAUCGGUGGCCGUGUCUCCCGUCACACCCACUUGAAGCUCGGUGUUUACAGCCAGCACUCCGCCGAGCAGCUCGACCUGACCAAGUCCUCGCUCGAGUUCGUCCGUGACAAGUUCCCCGAGAAGUCCCAGGACUACCAGUACUGGCGCCAGCAGCUGGGCCGCUACGGUCUCAGCGGUGAGUCCCAGACCGCCAUCAUGGGUACUCUGUCCGAGGGCCAGAAGUCCCGUAUCGUCUUCGCCCUGCUGGCCAUCGAGUCUCCCAACAUGAUUCUGCUCGACGAGCCUACCAACGGUCUCGAUAUCCCCACUAUUGACUCCCUGGCCGAUGCCAUCAACGCCUACGCGGGUGGUGUUGUCGUCGUUUCUCACGAUUUCCGUCUCCUCGACAAGAUCGCUAAGGACAUCAUGGUCUGCGAGCACAAGACUGUCCGUCGCUGGGAUGGCACCAUCGGCGCUUACAAGAACCACCUGCGCAAGAAGAUGCUGGAUGCCGGUGCCGUCUAA